GGGGCGGGGCGGGCGCUCCAACGGCCGCCCCGGCUGAGGGAGCGCGGCCGGCGGGGCUUUAUAACCGGCGAGGCACCGGCGGGCCGGCGGCUUAGCGUGGCGGCGGAAGGAACGGGAAGCCCCGGCGAAAGAAGAAUCAAUAAUGUCAGCACUAAACUGGAAGCCCUUUAUCUAUGGUGGUUUAGCAUCAAUCACUGCAGAAUGUGGUACUUUCCCCAUUGAUCUGACCAAAACACGUCUGCAGGUUCAAGGUCAAGUUAACGAUGCCAAAUAUAAAGAGAUCCGCUACCGUGGAAUGGUGCAUGCGCUAGUCAGAAUAUGCAGAGAAGAAGGAUUGAAAGCCUUAUACUCUGGGAUUGCACCUGCAAUGCUGCGCCAAGCUUCAUAUGGAACUAUAAAAAUAGGCACCUACCAGAGCUUAAAGAGAAUGUUUGUUGAGCAUCCAGAAGAUGAAACCCUGAUGAUAAAUGUUCUAUGUGGCAUUCUUUCGGGAGUAAUCUCAUCAUCUAUUGCCAACCCUACAGAUGUCUUAAAGAUCAGAAUGCAAGCCCAAGGCAGUGUGAUUCAAGGAGGAAUGAUGGGCAACUUCAUACAGAUCUACCAAAAGGAAGGCACUAAAGGAUUAUGGAAGGGAGUAUCAUUGACAGCGCAGAGAGCUGCUAUUGUUGUUGGAGUGGAACUGCCAGUGUAUGACCUUACCAAGAAGCACAUAAUUAUGUCUGGAUUUAUGGGAGAUACAGUAUAUACUCACUUCCUCUCAAGUUUUACUUGUGGAUUAGCUGGAGCCCUUGCAUCCAACCCAAUUGAUGUUGUGAGAACACGCAUGAUGAAUCAGAGAAGCCAGCAGCAUGGGGGACACUCAAACUACAAGGGUACUCUGGAUUGCUUGCUACAAACAUGGAAGAAUGAAGGCUUUUUUGCGCUAUAUAAAGGGUUUUGGCCAAACUGGUUAAGACUCGGUCCUUGGAAUAUCAUUUUCUUUCUGACGUAUGAGCAACUGAAGAAAUUAGACUUCUGACACGCUGAAGCGUAUGCUGAAUUCUGUUAAUGUACUGUUUGAGCUUAGAGCAGCUUGUAGGUUAUCCUGAAUAUCCACUCUUGAUCGUCUGAGAAGCUGGCCAGAGGAAGAGGCUGCUACGAGACUGUUGUGAGAGAGAACAACCCGGGAGUGAUUUCAAGGCAACCUGGCUCCUGCAGGAACGGCUUGCUCCUGUCAUUGGGUGGAUGAUGUGCACUAUUUUCUAGACUGAACCAAAUGCGGAGGUGUACCUUCUGUCAAGUCUUUAAGUGUUCUUGAAUGUGAAGAUGUGUAAUGUAACUUUAUGCUGUUGAGAGUCAGAUGGACAGUGUUUAUAGGUGUAAGAGACAAAGGACAAUCUUUCUCUAAAGGAAGAUAGGUAGUACCGAGGAGCUGGGCUUUUCCUGUUUUCAGAGGCAUAUAUAAUUUGACUGCGAUAAUUAAUAGCUUCCAAUUAACCGUAAGCGUCAUAAAACAUCUUUGCAGGCCUUCAGUUCAGCAAAACUACCUGCUGCGAUACAAAAUCUGCUUCUGGUUUUAGGUAUUUCCUGUGUUGAAAUCCUUGGAUGUCUGCAUAAUUAGCUGGGAAUAAUCCAGCUUCAUUUGAAAGCGUGGUUGCUGCAGUUGUCAGUUUUGCAUUGCUUGAGGAAAGUUGGUUUGUUUGGUUUUUUGGUUUUUUUUUUUCUGUUUUUCCCCAAUGUAUGAUUCUUAGUUUUCAGCAUAAGUUAUUCUUCAACAUAUUCAUAUGUAAAUUGCAAUUAGGAAUGAAGUUCAAAUGAGUCCAUGCUCAUCUGCCUAUCUUGCAGAGAAACUUUUCAUGUUUCUUCCAUCGUUGGGAAGAACUACUUGUAAUGGUUACUGGCUGUUACGUACCAUUGGAAGGACGCUGGUGUUACAGUGGGCAGUUCAGGCUGUCGUGUGGGUGCCUGCCUGAAAAGAACCAAACCCCUCUAAAGCUAAGUUGUCCAAAAAGACUGAUUUUUCUUCUUAAAAAGACACCCAGAUGUGGAACCACUGAGCACUUUCCUACAGCAGACAGGCCCGAGUCGCUGUUACAUGUUACCCUUCAUGUAGGAAUCGACCACAGCUUCCUUAAAGCAUGACUUUGGGGUUUAAAUGUAGAUCCAAACUUCUGGGCCAUUAACUAAAGAGUUAUGUUGAGGUUCUGACAGAUGUUAAUUUCAAGAAAGGAGUCAAGGGUGGUCCUCCAUCACAGAGGGGUAGCAAAGCAGGAGGGGUAGCUUUGCAUUUUUGUGGCAUUGUGUUAAUCUCUCCAACACUUUUGGUUAACUGUACAUUCCACUUAAAGAAAUUUCCUUGCGAUUUCAAAAUUACUACAGUCGCUUCAAAUCACUAAUUUUGAAUUCACAAAUGGAUUUUUAAAUGCACAAGGCACUUUCUGUCCUAAGGCACAAUGUUUUUUCGAUGUAUAUGUGUGUGCUCAUGUGCAGUGUUUUUUCUUACAACUGUUUCUAUGCUUUCGUAGACAUAUCUGUAAAUAUUUUUGUACAGGGUGUAAACUAAGCCUAUGUUUUACAUUUUUCAGCUUAUUAAAGGUUUUGAAAUUAAUGUG
Molecule: messenger RNA, 2591 nt
Organism: Calidris pugnax (ruff)
Lineage: Eukaryota; Metazoa; Chordata; Aves; Charadriiformes; Scolopacidae
Gene: SLC25A30
Product: solute carrier family 25 member 30
Exons: 10
Coding region: 143-1018 (291 amino acids)
Biological process (GO): mitochondrial transport
Cellular component (GO): mitochondrial membrane
Source: RefSeq, a predicted model, not a curated record